Messenger RNA from Penicillium daleae, 1455 nucleotides. Its product is annotated as RPAP1 family protein. Bases 1 to 1455 code for a protein of 484 amino acids. Gene Ontology annotation, biological process: transcription by RNA polymerase II. NCBI's taxonomy places the organism in Eukaryota, Fungi, Ascomycota, Eurotiomycetes, Eurotiales, Aspergillaceae. The record is from RefSeq and is a predicted model, not a curated record. The transcript has a single exon. Gene Ontology annotation, cellular component: nucleus.
AUGGCGUUUCGAGGCGAGCGGUUCGUCGUCGAUCUAGAUGAUGACACUGUCACGAUCCCGAGCGAUCCCAUCCCAUCGCCCUUCUCCCUGAUCGGUGAGAUUCGUGAACGAGAGCCCACCGCCGCCACACCGCCUGCUCCGGCGCUGCCUUCGUCCGCCUCCUCGACUGGAUUCCCCGCGCACCGCCGUCGCAAGACGCCCUCCUUUAAAGAGCGAAGAGCCGAGCAGAAAGCUGCAGCGACUGUACCUCCUGAUACACUGAACUCCCCACCGACCCUCCAAGAUGACAAGCGCGCUAUCGGGGAGGAGAACCGUCGCCAUCUGGCGUCCAUGUCGGAGACGCAGAUUCAGCGGGAGCGGGAAGAGCUGAUGGAGUCGAUGGACCCGAAACUGCUGGAGCGAUUCUUGCGACGAGCUCAAAUUGAUGAGGAUGAAAAGACCAGCUCUGAGAAACCCGAAGCUACACCUACACCGGCAACAGCACCGACAGAGGAAGAACCAGCAGCAUCAAAGCCCCGGAAAUCCGUCUCCUUCGACAUUCCACUAGAGCCUGCAGCUUCUACACGAAAAACCUCUCAGAAACCCUCCACUACACCUAAACCAGCAGUCAACGACGACCGUUCACCUCUCCACCCUCCAAAAGACCUCCGACCCGCCUCCGAAAAACCCCCCAUCAUGGACCCCUCCGUCAUCGAAACCUUCCACUUUCCGCGCCCAAAACAACCCAUGCCAGUCCUGGACCCAUCAUCUCCAGAUUUCCUCACGGACCUUCAAUCCCACUACUUCCCCGAAAUGACCACCGACCCCGCAGCCCUCUCCUGGCUACGCCCACCAUCCAGCGACCCCGAAGAUCCUGACUCGAUCUCGCCUUAUCACCCUGCCAGCAGCGCGAUGUCGAUGGCACCCUCUGAGAUCAGAUUCUCGCUCCGCGGAACGAUUCUCGGACCUUCGACUUCGUUGGCACUGCCCACUACGCUGGGGUUGCACCACCACGGCAAUGAUCCACAGGCGGCAGGUUAUACGAUUCCCGAGCUUGCGAUCCUGUCGCGGUCUACAUUCGCCGCACAACGGUGCGUUGCAUGGCAGGUCCUGGGCCGAAUCCUGUUCCGACUGGGCAAGGGAGAAUUCGGAGAACGUGGUGGCCAGUUAUCCGAGGGCUUGUGGUUUGUGAUUGAGAAGGAGGGGGUUGUCGGGGGCAUGUUGGCUGAAGCGGAGGGUGUAUCCGGACAAGAGCGUAUCCGCGGAAAGACAGACACUGAACCGAAGGAUGAAGAUGAGAAGGACAAAGAAGAGAAGAAAGAGGGUGGACAGGACCGCCCGUCACUGCCUGUUGCGUCGGGUAUUGGACGACACGCGAGUGCAGCGGCCUGGGCAAUGGAAAGCGUAUGGUUAUGGCAGAAGGGCGGAGGAGGAGAUCGAGGACUAUUAAAACAGGGCCAGACUCGACCGCGGUAG